Musa acuminata AAA Group (dessert banana) is the source of this 1849-nucleotide messenger RNA. RefSeq lists its product as uncharacterized. Lineage: Eukaryota; Viridiplantae; Streptophyta; Magnoliopsida; Zingiberales; Musaceae. The transcript has a single exon. The record is from RefSeq and is a predicted model, not a curated record. Bases 469 to 1452 code for a protein of 327 amino acids.
CAUAUUUGGUAAUUCAAUUUCAUCAACAAGACGAAAGCUUCAAUUCCGCUUCGUGUAGGUUCAAUGUAAGAUAUGAGAGCCGAGAGGAAUUCACGAAUCACGAUGCAUCGAACAAGCGUAUCUACACGCGAAGCUUUCCAGAUUGAAACCCAGCCUAGACUUCCAAAAAAUAGGUGGAGGUCGAGGUGGCGACUUUAAAAGUCGCGUCGUCAUCAGCAUCACAUCUUAACCGGACAUCAAGCGCCCUCUCCCUGGUCGCGCUCCCCCCGGCCUCCCUUCGCAACGUCGUCGGGCAAGGAAUACUACUCCGCCCAAAAGCAAGUCUUUUCUCUAUCUUCGUCUCCUCCUCCUCCUCCUCCUCCUCGCCGUCGCGGUUUGGGAUAAAUGUGACGACUUGUUGAAAUCUCUCACACCGCGACGACGCAUCUUGGUCUUCAAGGAGGAGGGAGGAGGAGAAAAGAGAUCCAAAUGGACGCCAUCGGCGGCUGGGUCGGAGGGGGGGCGCCGCCGACGAGAGCGCUGGAGAUCCUGCGUGAGACCGUGCGGAUCCUUCGAGCUGAUCCGUCCCCCUUCAUGACCGCGCUCGCCCUCAUCUGCCCCGUUUCCGCCGCUCUCCUCUCCGGCGCCCUCGUCCCUCUCGCCACCGCCGCCCUCCUCUCCCGCCGCCUCGCCCUCCUCGCCGUAGCUAGCGGCCUCCCCCCCGCCCGUCCCCUCUUCCAGCUCUGCCGCCACUUCGUUGCCAUCCUCCUCUCUGCCGCCGCCUGCUUCCCCCUCCUGGUCACCGCCCUCCUCCUUGCCCGCUCCUCCAUUGCCUACUCCGUCGCCUGCUCCUACGCCGCAAGGAAUGUCCGCCGCGUCGAGUUCUUCGCCGCCGUGCGCCCGAUCUGGCGCUGCAUUCUCUUCACCUACCUCUGGAUCUGCGCCGCCAUCUCUGCCUGCGUCGUUCUGUUCCUCGCCCUUCUCCUGCUCGUCUGCAAUCUGUGCGCUAUAUUGGGCUACCCGCCCGAAAUCAUCGUCUACCCGGCGCUACUUGUCGUGCUCGUCUUCUCAAUUGUUUACGCUCACACCAUCAUCGUCUGCAACCUCGCGGGCGUGGUCUCCGUCUUAGAAGAGAUCUCUGGCCUACGCGCUUUCCUCAGGUCGGUCAGACUGAUUAGGGGGAAGAGACAGGUGGGGCUGCUGAUGUUUCUUGGUUCGACCAUUGGCAUGGGUUUCGUGCAGGGGUUGUUCGAGCAUAGAGUGAAGACGGUGAGCUACGGAGAUGGUUCAUCGCGGCUGUGGGAGGGACCACUUCUCGUCUUCAUGUAUUCGUUUGUUGUACUAGUAGAUUCAAUGAUGAGCGCAGUCUUCUAUUUUACCUGUAGAUCCUCUAUCAUCGAAGAAACGGAUGAGGAUGUCCAUGAGCUCGAAGAAAAGGAGAAUGUUUCUACUGAAGUGACCGAUAUCAAGUGAGCAGAAUUGUCGAAAGAAAGCUUCUCAAACAAUCACUUUGAUUCAAAUAAUAUGCAGUAAGGAGUCUUCGUUUUUGUCAGAGAAGAACCAGCAAUGUAUCCAUCAUUAAAUCUGGCAAAUCAUGGAAUUUGUUAGAAAGGUUUUGUUGUAGAAGUAUGAGAAUUGAUGCCUGCAAUUCGACCCGAAACUGCAACCUUUUGACAUGGGAUACUGUGCCUCCAAACUUUCAAGAGAGUCUCAAUUCAACUCCUUUGUGUGGCAUGUCAAUCUCAAGUACAUCAGUCACUGUUGUAAACAUAGAUUACUUUGUCUUGGAGAGGUGUCAUCUGUUAUUUAUGCAAGUUCUUGUUAGAGCUUUUCUCAUAUAUAUUACUUCGCAGAUGCAACAUUAUCAAAA